AUGGGAUUUGCGAGUGGUGGGGCACAAUGCCCAGUCACUAUUGCUAUACGAAAGGAGAGCGCUGUCGAGGGAUUGCUCAGGAGCUUUGAGACGAUAGGCAAGAGCAAAGGUGACCGUGCCGGUUCGUGUAACGCGAAGGCCGACGACAUGCUUGGCCAAGCCGAGAGUGCGAUGGAGCCAGAUACAUUUAUCGGCUUCGGACAGGAUAAAAUCCGCCGCACGCAACUUGGAAGAGCCGUCAGUCUGCUUGAGGCCGUAGAGGCCUCGGUUGAGCGAAAAUCGAAAGGCUGCCGCAGGGGCAACAAGAGCGUAUGUGUGCUAGUAGCUGUCGCCGUGGUGUUGUUCAUCACCGAGGGCGACAAGACGUGCUUUGAAACGAGUAAGGUGACCGUGUUUAUUCUCGCGUUCAAUAUGAAUAGUCUGGAGCCAGUUGGCCUUGGCGGGUGAUUUGAUGGCCGCAGCAAUCUAUUUUUGGGACGUUAAGGUCGUACAUGGCGGCGGCGUCGUCGGAGGUGAGUUCGGGUCGAUCAGUCGAUUGUAUAGGGAUAAUCUUAUUUAUUUCAAAAAUGGCAAGUAUGUAUGAUGUAUGAACAUAUGGUAUGGCUCUCAUAGUC
Molecule: messenger RNA, 614 nt
Organism: Sphaeroforma arctica JP610
Lineage: Eukaryota; Ichthyosporea; Ichthyophonida
Exons: 3
Coding region: 1-447 (148 amino acids)
Source: RefSeq, a predicted model, not a curated record